Alligator sinensis (Chinese alligator) is the source of this 1858-nucleotide messenger RNA. Its product is annotated as CD209 antigen-like protein E. Gene Ontology annotation, molecular function: transmembrane signaling receptor activity. NCBI's taxonomy places the organism in Eukaryota, Metazoa, Chordata, Crocodylia, Alligatoridae. The record is from RefSeq and is a predicted model, not a curated record. Gene Ontology annotation, cellular component: plasma membrane.
CUGCUGGUCCAGGCCUGGGCUUACUCCGCAUGUCCUCUCAGAUGCCAGCCCCUGGCCCUGGGGACCUGCCUGGGGAGGGCGCAGCCAUUGCUGCUGGAGCCAAUGGCAGGGCCGUGCCCCCACAUCCGGCUGUGCUUGGCCACCCCUACCUGUGGUCAAGGCCACUUCUGCUUCUGGCUGAUGCUUCCCUCCUGCUGGGACGUGCUGCACUGGCUCCAGCAGCCCUAGAGUUGCUCUGUGCAACACUCUCAGGAUGGGCGAGAGCAUAACGUACGCUGAGCUGUGGUUUUCCAAUGCCCCCCCGGAACAAAGUGUGACAUGCAGGGCACAAGGGACAGCCCCACCAGCCCCAGAUGAGGCCAAGGACAUCUAUGAGACCCUUCAGCUGGGCCCGGUGACUGAGGGGCCAGUCGGGCCUGGGACCCAGCGGUGCAGAGGUGAGUGCAAGGGCAUCCUGCCCUGCCCUGCCCAGGGCUCCCCAACAGGGAUGGAGAGAGCUCCCAGGGGUGCCAGAGGUGUGGCGGCCUGUGGGUGCUGGGGCUGGUCCCACGGCCCCUUGUUUCUUGCAGAGCAUCGGUGGAGCGCGCGUCCCCUGCUCCUGGUCCUGUUGGCAGCCUGCCUGGCCCUGCUGGCCACCACCAUCGCCCUGGGGGUCUGCUAUUGGCAGCAAGGGCAGCAGCUGAGGCAGGUGCGAGAGGAGAUGGUGAAGUGUCAGAAGGAUGCCCAGGUCUUUCAGAAGCACCUGAACACGCUUGCAAGAGCCCUGGCCCACGUGCAAGCCUGCCAGGUCACAGACUGCUGCCCAGAGACCUGGGUGCUGCAGUGCGGGAAGUGCCUGUUCCUCUCCAAAGAGAAGAAGACGUGGUGGGAAAGUCUAGCAGCUUGUGCAGGGGAAUCCUCCCGGCUCCUUGUCUUCCAGGACUGGGACCACAUGGCUAUGCUGACAUUUCCUGCUCACAAAGAUGCCCCGCACUGGAUUGGACUCAGAUUCAGACGGGACUCCAAGUCACACACGCAGCAGUGGCACUGGGAGGACGGCACCCUGUACAACUCGUCUGGGAUCGAGACACCUCGUGGUCGUUUUGGAACAAUAAAAGGGAGCAGAAUAGAGACAAAAGGCCGGCUUACUGACAAGCACUACUGGGUCUGUGAGAAGCUGUCAGCUGCCCCCACGAAGCCAACCCCAGGGCAUGAAUGCAGGGAUGCUUCUGUCAGGACGCUCCAAGGACCGGUGCCAGCACGAUCCCUCCCAGCACCAAGGGCUCAGCACUCCCCAAACCAUCCAGCAGACAGGCCCUAGCAGGGCAUUAGGGGAUGUGACUGGGAUCUCCAAGCUACGCCAGACCCCUGAUGCAGCCAGACAAGGCAGCGCCUCUGACCUGCCCCCAGCACAAUUGUGAGUGCGGGGGGCUCAGGGUCCCCCUCCUUUCCCAGCAGCGGGCUCAGCAGAGCAGUGAUGCACCACAUGCACGUGUGGGCUCCAGCUCUGCGGGUCGCAGCUCCAGCUCUCCUUCUUAUCUGCUCCAUGUGGCAUGGCCACUGCCCCGGUCUGGGCCCAUGGGCUGUACGCAUGAUGCCCAUGCACAGACCCGGGCAGUGGGGCUGGAGGGAACCUCCCACCCUGCAGUGUCUGCACCCUGCAUCCUUCUCCUCCGGGCAACCCUGCACCAACCCCACCUUCCUCUGGCUGCAGCCCCCUCCCCACAGCAGCCCACACUGCCUCAGAGCCAGCAGACAGAGCCCUGUUCCCUGAUCCUGGCCGCUCUCCCUCUCACACACACCCAGCCAGGGCAGGAGGGGCUCCUGCAGGCAGCCAGGGAGUCCUGGCAGCCCCAGGGUCACUACCGACAUGGGGCCA